CUCAGCGGGUGCAGGCGCCAUUUUAAUUUUCGGGAGGGAGCCCUGACCGUGGCACUGCGGUGGUGAGGUAACAUCAAAUCCAUCAGCAGUAUCUGGGAUGAAGAGUAUGAACACGAGAUUCUGCAGAUGGUAGAAAUACAGAACAAUGCAUGCAAACUGCUGGAGGUAUAAAACAGUCAAUGUUUCUUCCCCUCCAUAGAGGAUGCCAGACCUACUGAGUUUCUCCAGCAUUUUGUGCCUGUUGUUUUACAAAGUAUAAAUCCAUUCCCAAAAACUGCAAUGGUAGAUUUCACAGACCAAAAACCAUUCAGCAUGCUCCCUGAAGAGAGUGGCAGUACAAGUGAAGCAGAUAGCAGUUUGAAGGAAACAAAACCUUCAGAUAUAACAGAGGAGUGUCCAUCCGGAGUUUCUCUGCAUCUAUGGAAAAAAUUUCAGGAAUUGAAAGAAAAAAGGAGUGCUGCAGCUCAGCUUUCCUUAAAAAAGAGGGUGAGACGAAAACGAAAAGCUUCUGCUGCAGAAGGCCUGAUAAAUGUAGGAAGGAAUAACGAGGAGACUUUCAUCGAAAUGCAGAAAUCCAUGCAAGAGCAGAAAACUGAGACUGAAAGUGAUCUGGCCUUGAGGAAGGCCCACUGGGGUGAACUAAGGCAAUAUUUUGGAGCAAAUGAUAGAUUUAAGUCUCCUGCAUGCAACACAUCUCAUUCAAAGACAAAUCUAGAAAAAAACCUUGACAAGGCCAUUGCUGCAGGGGACAUAGAUGAAGCAGAGCGGUUGAGUGACAACCUUGCUCUUCGUAAGCUGGGUGUGCAAAUAGCAAAAGCUGUUGAUUGUCGUGAUUUUGCCAAAGCCAAACAAGAGGCUGAAGCUUCUCAACAGGCUCAAAAGAAGAAGCAGCUUGCAUGGGGAUUUGAAGCUAAGAAAAGAUGGGAGACAAAAAGCAACAUGGGCUAUAUGUGAUGUUUGACACGGGAUGGAAAUUAAGUGAGCACUGAGAUGUGAAACACUUGACCUGCACUUGCACUCUCAAUCCAAUCUCAAGAGAGUCAUCUGGAAGCACUUUACAGGAAUAUAACAACCAUUGUGCCCUGCUGCUUCCAUGACUGCACAUUUCUGAUUGAGAAUGAGUUAACCUUUAAGUGUUUAAAAUCUGAACAUGGUCAAGGAGCUUGAAAGAAGAUUUCCCCAUUUCAUAAAUAACCCCCAGCAAGCCCAGUAAUAUUCUCUGGUGACAUAGUUUCGUGAUGUGAACAAUAAUGCAGUAGGUGUUUCUGUCUAUCCCACUACCUCAUUCAAUGUAAGUGCUAUUUACAAACAGAAGACUGCAUUUUCAAGCCACCAUGAGAUAAAAUCUUUGCCCAUGUCUGUUGAAAUAACAAUACAGUCCCUGUACUGCUAUGUUGUUCUACCAAUGGAGAAAAAAAAACUGCUUUGCAUUCCUCAAGAACUCUUUAUUCCUAUCAGUCACUGGAACAAAAGGUUUGCAGAAGAUUGUUGUGGAAUAAAAUAUCCAAUCAUUUGAUUAUAACAUUAAGAAUGGAUAAUGUUUUUCUCAUAAAGCAGUCACUGCAUUUCGCUCUGGAUGAUAUGUUUGUACAUCUCAUGUGUAUUAUUUCCGCUUACAGAUUGACAAAAACUUUAUACUUCCUCCUGUCAUAAACAUGUUUUGUCAAUUUGAUGUCCUUCUCACCAUUCGACUCUUUUCUGUGGAUAAAUUGAAAGGAGGAGUUUGUGUGUGUGUGUCUUGGGAGGUGGGGGAGGAGGAAAGGGAUUACUGUAUAUCAUGUAUCAACUUUACUAAAAAAAAGCUAAUUGUCUAACGCAUAAUAUUAAGUAGUUUAUUGAUUCUGAGUGGGAAAUUCGUUACAACAGCAACAUUUAAAAACACACUUAGCAGUGUGUAGACUUAACUAAUAAUAAAAAGCAGAAUAAUAAUAUACACAAUAAUGUACCAAUGUGCAAUAAUAAUGUACAAAAUAAUAAAGCAGAGACUAUUGUA
Messenger RNA from Hypanus sabinus (Atlantic stingray), 1993 nucleotides. It is a transcript of the gene fam204a, whose product is annotated as family with sequence similarity 204 member A. The transcript is spliced from 10 exons. NCBI's taxonomy places the organism in Eukaryota, Metazoa, Chordata, Chondrichthyes, Myliobatiformes, Dasyatidae. The coding region runs from base 280 to 954 and encodes 224 amino acids. The record is from RefSeq and is a predicted model, not a curated record.